This is a messenger RNA of Solanum dulcamara, 3268 nucleotides long. RefSeq names its product probable disease resistance RPP8-like protein 2. Gene Ontology annotation, biological process: defense response to other organism. NCBI's taxonomy places the organism in Eukaryota, Viridiplantae, Streptophyta, Magnoliopsida, Solanales, Solanaceae. Gene Ontology annotation, molecular function: ADP binding. The transcript is spliced from 4 exons. The coding region runs from base 108 to 2981 and encodes 957 amino acids. The record is from RefSeq and is a predicted model, not a curated record.
AGGAAAUUUUAUUCUCUAUAGUCUAUUCUAUUCUAUUUCAAGCAAACUUAAUAGCAAAAUGCCUAAAUCUCCCUUGAAUAGUCGGUUUUCUCAAAACUAAACAAAAAAUGUAUGAUAGUUCUCUCUUUGGUCUCUUGCAAAUGCUAUAUGAGACACUAAAGAACGAGGCGAAAUUCCUAUCAAAUGUUGGCAAUCAAAUCCAAGAUAUUCGAGGUGAAAUAAAUCGAAUACAAUGUUUCUUGCAAGAUGCAGAUGCUAAAAAAACAGAAUAUGAGACAGUUAGAAACUGGAUAGCAGAUAUUAGAGAAGUUGCUUAUGAUGUGGAGAAUAUUCUUGAGAAAUAUAGGCAUAAGAUUACAUUGAGGAAGGAUCGAUCGUUAUGGAAGGAGAAUAAAACUCUACAUAACAUAGGGAUGGAAACAAAAGAUGUUAUAUCAAGAAUUGAUAACAUAAAAAGGUGUAUGCAAACUUAUGUUGAUACUGGAAUAAGAGCUAUAUGUCAAGGAGAGUCCUCAGUAGAGAAAAACCAAUGGUUAACGAGAUCUUACUCUCAUCUUGUAGACGAAGAUUUCGUUGGAUUAGUACAAGAGGUGAAUAAGUUGGUUGUUGAGUUGAUCAAUGAAGAAAAUGAUGAGUUUCAUGUAGUUUUUGCUAUAUGUGGAAUGGGAGGUCUAGGUAAAACAACACUUGCACGAAAGGCAUAUCGUCAUGUUGAUGUACAAAAUCAUUUUCAAGGUUUUGCUUGGGCUAGUAUAUCGAAACAAUGGCAAGCAAGAGAUGUGCUGCAGAGUAUACUCACAAAACUUGAACCUGAAAACAGGAUGCGGAUUAACAUGAUGAUGGAUGAUGAGCUUGUUAAGGCACUUUACAAUAUUCAGCAGAGGAAAAAAUGCCUGAUUGUGUUGGAUGAUAUUUGGUCAACAAAUUUUUGGAAUAGUGUAAAACAUGCUUUUCCUAAGGGGAAAGAGAGUAGAAGCAAGAUUUUGCUGACAACGCGCAAGAAGGACGUGUGUACACACAUAGAUCCAACUUGUUUCCUGUUUGAACCAAGAUGUUUGGAUGCUGAGGAGAGUUGGAAGUUACUUCAUAAGAAAGCAUUCCCCAGAAUAAACACUCCAGAUUUAAAUAUUGAUUUGGAGUUGGAGAGGCUUGGAAAGAAAAUGGUCAGUAAAUGUGGAGGCUUGCCUUUAGCCAUUAUUGUGCUUGCUGGACUUUUAGCUAGAAGGCUUAAAAUCGAUGAGUGGAGAAGGACGUGCCAAAACCUUAACUUACACAUGAGUGGUGAAAGUUUUGAACAAGAUGGAGGAAUUCAUGGUGUCCUAGCUUUAAGUUAUUAUGAUUUACCAUAUCAGCUUAAGCCGUGUUUUUUGUACUUGGGCAACUUUCCUGAGGAUCAAAAGAUUUCUGCGCGAAGGUUGUAUCAGCUAUGGGCUGCUGAAGGUAUGAUAUCAUUGGAAGGUAACCAAGGAGAGGAGACAGCAAUGAUGGAGAUAGGUGAACGUUAUCUGCACGAGUUAGCUCAAAGGUACAUGGUUCAAGUGCAACUAGAGGAAACAACUGGAAGGAUCAAAUCUUGUCGACUUCAUGAUCUCAUGAGAGAUACAUGUUUGUCAAAAGCAAAGGAGGAAAACUUUCUCAAGUCAGUUUCUCCUCAGCAUUUGCAUCAAUCGAUGCACUACUCUUCUUCAGCUAAAGCAACAUCAACACGUACUGUACGUAGACUCUCUAUCACAGUAGACAAUGAUGUUCAGAACUAUUUCUCUACUGAUGAUAAGUCAUUUCAGCAUGUUAGAUCAGCUUUGUUCUUUCCAAGACAGACAGGACGCGAAGGCACAAAAUAUCCCCUGCCUUUAUAUCAAGGUCUGUGCAAUAACUUCACAAUGUUGAGAGUUUUGCAUCUUGAGAAGUUCACUUUUGAGGAAAUUUUACCCAAAGCAAUUGGUAAUUUGGUGCACUUGAGAUACCUGAGCUUAAGACAUUCACACUUUCAAAAACUUCCAUCGUCUGUAGGUAAUCUUAAGUACCUACAAACACUUGAUUUGAGGGUGAAUUUCUUCUCGUACUUAACUUUACCGAAUACUAUACAGAAGCUGCAAAACAUGAGGAAUUUGUAUCUUCCCCCUUCUCAUCUAAACACAUAUAAGUUGGAAUUGAGUCCUUUAAGACACUUGGAAAUACUGAAGAACUUUGAUACACAAGUUUCUCCUUUUCGAGAUCUCUUCAAGCUAACAAAACUUCAGAAACUAGCAGCCGUUCUCUCACUGGACUCAGACGAAAUGGAAGAGGUCAUCACACACCUCACCCUCAGAUCAGGGAGACUCAGGGAAACAUCUUUCCGCAUUUUCUACAGAUUUCAUUCAGAAAAAGAGUUAAACAUUCUGAAACUACUGUUAGGUUGUCAUCAUCUCCGCAAGUUAGAUUUAGUCGGAUAUAUCAUUAAGUUACCAGAACACCACUCCUUUUCACAAAGCCUCACUAAGUUAACCUUGAGAAAAAGUGGACUUGAAGAAGACCCUAUGGUUAUUCUUCAGAAGCUGCCUAAACUAUUUACCUUGUCAUUACGUGGAAACGCGUUCAUUGGUAAGGAAAUGUGUUGUUCUCCACAAGGGUUUCCACUCCUCAAAACUCUUAAACUCCAGGGGCUACCAAAUUUAGAAAGCUGGAGGGUGGAGACAGGGGCACUGCCCAAUCUAGCUCAUCUAGAAAUCGACGAAUGCAGGAAAUUGGAGAUGGUUCCUGAUGGAUUGCUAUAUCUAACUAAAAUAAAGGAGAUAAUGAUUUUAAACAUGCCAGACACCUUCCAAAACAGGCUUCAAGAGGUUCAAGGAGAUGACUUUAACAAAGUUCAGUUCAGGAAAAAUUUCGGCACAAAGAAGUAUUCAAAGAUCAAAUUCAAAAUGCAAAUAUCAGGACCAAUGUUUGGUGGAUUAUUGCAGACCAUUUGUCCAUCAACAGUACCAAAGGAAUGGAAGAAGCUAUAAGAACUCACGGGGAAGAUAUCAUCUAAAAGUUUCUUUAUUCAGGUCAUGCAUUUGUUGAUGGUUGGCCUAUUAUGAUUUCAAGCAAGACUGAACAAAGGAUGGCAAGUGGACAGUAUCCUUAAUUUGCUCAACUUGGAAACAUUUGAAGCAAAAGAUGGGAAAGUUGAAGGCCUUGCUUCUCAUGUUUGCGAGGUUGUACAGUCAGGGACAGAGAAUUAUACCAUUUAUACACAUGGUUAAAAUUAUUUUUGAUGUAUAUAUAGUAAUUGAACUCUCUUUGGCCUCUU